Cokeromyces recurvatus is the source of this 1458-nucleotide messenger RNA. RefSeq lists its product as uncharacterized. The transcript has 2 exons. Gene Ontology annotation, biological process: ubiquitin-dependent endocytosis. Gene Ontology annotation, molecular function: protein-macromolecule adaptor activity; ubiquitin protein ligase binding. The record is from RefSeq and is a predicted model, not a curated record. NCBI's taxonomy places the organism in Eukaryota, Fungi, Mucoromycota, Mucoromycetes, Mucorales, Mucoraceae. Bases 51 to 1382 code for a protein of 443 amino acids. Gene Ontology annotation, cellular component: cytosol; cytoplasm; plasma membrane.
UUUUUUUUCUUUUUUUUUUCUUUUUUAUUUUCUAUAUAUAAAGACUGAAUAUGCCAGUGAUUGUUCCUUUUUUCUCAGGGGCAAAACAACUUACUAUUGAACUCGCUGAACCGGUAGUUAUUUUAAGAGGCACCCAUGACGAUAAGAUUACACAUGUUCUUCAAGGUGAAGUAAGCCUUGUUUUAACAAGACCUAUCUCUAUUUCACAAGUUGUCAUUCAAUUUGUUGGCAAAUCUCAUGGCUUAUGGCCUGAAGGCAUUGGAGCUAGAGGUACUAAAUAUUAUCAUGAAAAGAUAAUACAUGAGCAAAAUAUGAUAUUACAAUCUUAUCCAGAUACACCAAGACAAGAAGGUAUCUUAUCAGCUGGUAUUCAUCGUUGGCCCUUUCAAUUUUUAUUAUCGAACCAGCUUAUCGAAACAAUUGAAGAUGAAAUGGCUAAAGUAUUUUAUUAUGUGACAGCCGUUGUACAUCGUAUCGGUAUGGGGGCUACAAAACUUCAAAGUCGACGAGAUAUUCUUUUAUUAAGGACACCCAACUGGUCAGAUAAUGCGUUAACAGCCAACUCACUCCCUACUACAUCCAUUACGUCUGAACGUCGAUUGGAAAUAUGUGAUGCUACUAUCUGUAUCGAAAAAUCAAAUGUCUCCUCUGGUACUCAAUUUCCUAUCAUCAUCUCUCUUUCACCCAACCUUAAAAAUAUUUACCUCGAAUCCAUUUCAGUUGUCUUGACUGAAAAACGCGUUUAUAGAUUACCAGAAUUCCAAGCAUUUCGUUCAGAGACACAUGAUUUUAAAGUCAAUAUUGCAUCCAUUACAAACUUAACAGAUUCAACCUUCCAUCAUCAAAGAUUUGAUUUAUCCAUGAAAGACAUGCGUCGUCUCUUGAACGUCAAAAACGCUCAUAUCCCUUUAAAUGAUCAUGGGCCCUUUUAUUACCGCUUGAUUUUUACAUUACCCAAUUGUGUCUACCUCAAUCAUACCUCUACCUUCUCAGAGAUCGACAUUCGUCAUACCCUCAAGAUUCGCAUUGAACUUUCUUCAUCUAGCAAUCAAACAAGAACCCAUAUUCGUUUAGAGACACCCAUUACCAUACUCGAUUGUCGUUUAAAAGAAGAUUAUAACGCAUUACCUACCUAUGAGGAAGCACUUUUACUGGAUCCUAUCGUUGAUCAUGACAGUACUGUCGAUUCAAAAUCUCCAGGAUUCUUUAUCUGUCCUUGUUAUUUGGAAUAUAAAAAGAAACGUAAAUGUACCCGUCGUGACUGGAUGUUAAUUCGAAAUGAACAACAUUUGCUUUCUUCCGGUAUCAAUGCUACUACCCAACACUCGUUCCAUUCUGUGCAUCCUCCACCUUCUUAUGAAUCUAUUGAUAUGAAACAAUAGUUUGUAUUUAUUUAGCUUAUUUAUUUAUAUUUUUUUUUUUUCAUUUACAUUUAUAAUUUAUUAAUACUGUAAAUAU